GUUACCGUAAUCGGAGCAUUAUGGGCGGACAGGGGAAAAGGGGGAAUAUCUAGCAAUCACCAGGCGGGGAUCAGUUCUGUAGGAGCCUCCAUGCCUGAGAGAUAACUGGGACUGGGGAAUACACCGUGAACUUGGAUUAUUUGUUCGCUUUCUCUUAUCUGGAUACCGGGCACGAUGCUGUGGAAACUAGCAGAUAAUGUUAAAUAUGAGGAUGAGUGUGAGGACAGACAUGAUGGGAGCAGCAAUGGUAACCCAAGGUUACCCCAUCUAUCAUCAGUCAGUCAGCACCUGUAUAGCCCAGCUCCCCCUCUCUCCCAUUCAGGGUCUUCUGACUUCCAGCCCCCAUACUUCCCACCUCCAUACCAGCCUCUGCCUUACUCCCAAUCUGCUGAUCCGUACUCCCAUCUUGGAGAUCCAUUCUCCCUUAACUCCAUCCACUCUUCUCACCCACCUCCAAGUCAACAACAAGCAUGGCCAAGUCGUCAAAACCAGGAUCACAGUGGAAUUUCCCACCAUGGCAGACCUGGGUUAGUCCAUCACAUACCUUCUCUGGAUCCCAGCUCAGGAAGGCUGGGAAGAGACUAUCAAAGGAGACCUGAUAUUCUUCUUCAGCAUGGGCAUGUAAUGGAUUCCUCAAACCUAGCGGACAAUCUUGGUCUACCAGACAUUGGGCAGCAAAUGGAGGAUGUUGCGAGUUUGGAAGAGCAAAGUUUAAUAAUGCAUGACCAGACAGUCAUUAAAAAAGGGAAAAACACGCUCAGUAUGCCCUACCAUAAGGAUGCACUGAUGGGAAUUGUGAUUAAUCCAAAUGAAGUUUUCUGCUCUGUUCCUGGAAGACUCUCCCUCUUAAGUUCCACCUCAAAAUACAAAGUUACUGUAGCAGAAGUCCAGCGGAGACUCUCACCACCUGAAUGCUUGAAUGCAUCCUUGCUCGGGGGAGUUCUUAGAAGAGCAAAAUCUAAAAAUGGAGGGAGGUCGCUGCGGGAAAAACUUGAAAAAAUUGGUCUCAACCUGCCUGCUGGAAGGCGAAAAGCUGCAAAUGUGACGCUGCUGACAUCAUUGGUUGAAGGGGAAGCUGUACACCUUGCUCGUGACUUUGGUUAUGUUUGCGAAACUGAAUUCCCCUCUAAAGCUGUAGCAGAGUACCUGACCCGGCCACACAUAGAACGCAAUGAGAUGUCGAAUCGGAAGAAUAUGCUGCUUGCUGCUAAGCAAAUCUGCAAAGAAUUCACAGAUCUCCUCACCCAAGACAGAACACCUCUAGGUAAUGCAAGACCAAGUCCAAUUUUGGAGCCUGGAAUCCAGGGUUGUUUGGCCCACUUCAGCCUCAUAACGCAUGGUUUCGGAAGUGCUGCCAUUUGUGCUGCUAUGACAUCUGUACAAAACUACCUGAACGAAGCAUUAAAGAUUGCAGAUAAAAUGUACAUGAAUAGUGGAGAUCAAAGUCCUGGAGACGGCAACAAAAACUUAGACAAGAUGGAUAAACACAGGAAAUGAGAACAUUGUGUGGACAACUUUUUAAAUGUUUUGGAAAUCUGAGGGUGGAACUGCCAUUUCUCUUAGGUCUCAGUUUAUAAUGGGACCUAUGAACAAACUAUUGUCCCGGAAACUAUUUGGAAUACUAUGGGAUGUUUUUUUUUUUUUUGUGUGUGUGAUCUCCGCUGCCCAGUGUCUCUGCUGAGAGGGAACUCGUGUGUCAGAACUUUAUAUGGCAAAAGUUAAAAUUUACACUCCAGCCAUCUUGCCCCUCACACAUUUCAUUGAGACGGUCUGUUUAAAUCCAUGUAUAAUACUACCUGCAUGCCAUGCCCCCUUUCCCUCUCCACACUCUGCUGUUUACCAGUGGCUACAUCACAGGAUACGAAAUACGCUGCAACACUUUCUACAACCGGAAGAUGAUGAUAUGGGGAAUUGAAAGUUGGCUUUAUGCAUGUACAAUAGUAUGUUUGUGACUAGCACCAAUUGUAGCAUAACUAAUUUUAAUCAAACUCUAAAUUGGUAUCUCUUAAAUUCGUAGUUGUAUUGCAUAGCAAAAUAUUACUUUUGUUUUUAUUUCAUUUUUACAAUAUGCAAUAAUUGUCUUUUACACACCACUUUUUUAUUUUUUUGUCGUGGUGGUCUUUUGGUUAAUGUCGCCAAACCUUGAAUGCAUUUUUAUUUUUUGAAUUCACUGUGAAGACCGCAAAGUUUCCAAGGCAAUUAUGGCAGGUAACAUUGGGUGGCCAUUCCAGUACUAUGUGACUAGAAUACUCUGCCCUGGUGCCCGCAGUAGAAAAACAAUCUCAAUACCUACUUCUAGUCACUGUAGGGUAUAAGACCACUUUUUUUUUAAUUUAAAUUCUUAUAUAACUAAGCACAAUGGUUUGAACCACUGUCCAACAAUAGAUAAAUAACUAUACUUUGAAAAUUAUAUUGCUCUUUUUUAACUUACUGUAACUUUUUUUUUUUUUUUUCCUACUACCUUCCACCCGUUUCAUAUCAUCAUAAGUCAUGGGUUUUUGUGUAUCUUAAAUUGGAACUCCACUAUUGGAGAAACCAGCAGCCCAGCCAGUUUUUGUUUAUCACAGUCCCUGUGUAGAAUAUUAUAUGCAAAGUACAGACCUGUAUCUCAUCUGUCACAUCCAAGGGCAAUGAAAAUAAACAAAUCUGUCUGAACAGUAGGAUUCUCAGAAGGUGCAAGUCUAAUUUUAACUCCAAUCAUAAACUGUUGAGGCAGCAAUGCAUUGCUGAGAAUUGUUAGGGUGGGGCAUUGUAACUCUCGGAGAGCCUGAUAGAGUUACAGGAUUAGUUGGGUAUUUUGUUUUUUGUACAUAUUUAUUUAUAUGUAAUUUAAGGGGUUUUGUACAUAUUGGUGAAACUUUAUACAACUGAGGUUAUGGGAAGAUUGAUACAAUUUUCAUUUUUUUAAAGUCUUUGUAAACAGAUCUGAUUUAGAGUAUUUAACAAAUAAUUGUGGCACUAAAGGUUGUGUUCUAACCUUUGCAAAAGCAAUAUGUGUGACAUUGUGUGGGAGGGUAAGUGACGUUUUUAGAGGAAUGAGUGCUAUGUUGCGUUUUGUGUUCAGCUUUUACAUAUUUGUAAAUCUUCCAAUAUUGAAUUGUAUAUUAUAAACCUAUAAUAAAAGAAAAACUCCAAGUUU
Messenger RNA from Pseudophryne corroboree (corroboree frog), 3139 nucleotides. RefSeq names its product transcription factor AP-2 gamma (gene TFAP2C). Gene Ontology annotation, biological process: regulation of transcription by RNA polymerase II; regulation of cell population proliferation; anatomical structure development. The transcript is spliced from 7 exons. NCBI's taxonomy places the organism in Eukaryota, Metazoa, Chordata, Amphibia, Anura, Myobatrachidae. Bases 175 to 1497 code for a protein of 440 amino acids. The record is from RefSeq and is a predicted model, not a curated record. Gene Ontology annotation, molecular function: RNA polymerase II transcription regulatory region sequence-specific DNA binding; DNA-binding transcription factor activity, RNA polymerase II-specific. Gene Ontology annotation, cellular component: nucleus.